Messenger RNA from Entamoeba dispar SAW760, 420 nucleotides. RefSeq lists its product as uncharacterized. Lineage: Eukaryota; Evosea; Mastigamoebida; Endamoebidae. Bases 1 to 420 code for a protein of 139 amino acids. The transcript is spliced from 2 exons. The record is from RefSeq and is a predicted model, not a curated record.
AUGUUUAUUUUAUAUAUACUAUCUUUACUAUACCUUAUUCUUAUUUUUACUUUUACUUUUACUUUUAUUUCUUCUAUGUAUAUAUAUAUAUUAUAUAUGUACUUAUGUACUUCUUAUUCUUUUAUGUAUAUAUGUACUUAUGUAUAUAUUUAUAUAUUUAUAUAUGUAUAUAUUUAUAUAUGUAUAUAUGUAUAUAUGUACCCUCUUAUUAUGUUUAUCCUAUUAUUACCCUUCUUAUUACUCCUUAUAACUUUAUCCUAUUAUUACCUAUUCAACUUAUGCUUAUCAUAUUUACUUUAUCAUAUCUACUUUAUUAUUUCUACUUUAUCAUUUCUGCUUAUCAUAUCUACUUUAUCAUUUCUGCUUAUCAUAUCUACUUUAACAUUUCUGCUUAACUUCUGCUUAACUUAUGCUUACUGA